GCGGAAGUAAUGGGGAGUGUGCGAAGCCACCGUUACAGCAUUGUGUCCUCGGAGGAAGACGGCAUGAAGCUGGCCAAUAUUGCCGUCCCGAAUGGCUACGGAAACGGCAAUGUGAACAAGGUGCACACAGAGCAGCAACAUCAGAGCCGCUUCGUCAGGAAGGAUGGCCACUGCAAUGUGCAGUUUAUCAAUAUGAGCGAGAAAGGCCAGCGGUACUUGGCAGAUAUCUUCACCACCUGUGUGGACAUCCGCUGGCGCUGGAUGUUGCUCGUAUUCUGUCUUUCUUUCCUGCUGUCAUGGUUGUUUUUUGGCUUAGUCUUUUGGUUAGUGGCCCUCUCAUACGGGGACUUAGAGAACGAGACUCAGAUGUGUGUUUCCAAUGUGGACAGCUUCACUGCUGCCUUCUUGUUCUCAGUGGAGACCCAAACCACUAUUGGCUAUGGUUAUCGCUAUGUGACCGAGGACUGCCCCAUUGCCGUUUUUAUGGUUGUUUUCCAAAGCAUUGUGGGCUGCAUCAUUGAUGCUUUCAUCAUCGGUGCCGUCAUGGCAAAGAUGGCCAAGCCCAAAAAGAGGAAUGAGACCCUGGUGUUCAGCCAUUACGCUACAGUGGCCAUGAGGGACGGUAAACUUUGCCUAAUGUGGCGUGUGGGAAACCUGAGGAAGAGUCACCUGGUGGAGGCCCACGUCAGGGCCCAGCUUCUCAAGUCUCGCACUACUGCUGAGGGCGAGUUCAUACCCCUGGAUCAGGUAGACAUUGAUGUAGGCUUCGAUAGUGGCAUCGACAGAAUCUUCCUGGUGUCUCCAAUCACUAUUGUGCAUGAGAUUGAUGAGGACAGUCCAUUCUAUGAGAUGAGCAAACAGGAUUUGCAGACGUCAGAAUUUGAGAUCGUAGUGAUUCUGGAGGGCAUGGUCGAGGCUACAGCCAUGACCACUCAGUGUCGGAGCUCCUACGUGGCCAGCGAGAUCCUCUGGGGCCACCGCUUCGAGCCGGUGCUCUUUGAGGAAAAGAACUACUACAAAGUGGACUACUCUCGCUUUGACAACACAUACGAGGUGCCCAGCACGCCCGUCUGUAGUGCCAGAGAACUAGCCGAGAAGAAGUCUAACGCCUCCAGCUCAAGGAACUCCUUUUGUUACGAGAACGAGGUGGCUCUCGAAAAAGUGGAGAUGGAGGAGGAGUUUGAGGAAGAGGAAAACAGGGAGAUGAGGGGUGUUGAUGUCGGUGCACUUGAGGACACAAACGAAGGUGUGGUGUCAGACUCUGAAUGCAACCUGGACUCUUUGCCUUUAGAAUCAAGGCCUUUGACAGCAGAAUCAGAAAUAUGACCACAGAAAGAAGGAAGGGUUAAAUACUACCACAGGUGUGCAAAACUGCAAAAACGGAGCACCCUCUACAAAUGAUGUUACAGGAAGAAAUAUUCAGAGGGGAUUCACUGUGCAGUAUACUGCCGCUCCUUGUAGAUCUUCGUGUUCUAAUAUGCAAUACUGGUCAGUGGUAGAACAUGACAAGAAGCUCAGCCCUGAGCCAAGGUGAUGAAUGUUGAUGAUAAGUGCUGCUAAGUGACAUAUUGUAUGUUUAGAGAAAAUCUAGGAGCCAAAAUGUAUUAUUUAUCUAUUAAAGUAUCCAUUUUGAAGAUUGCAGAUGCAGCCUAUUUCUAGACUUAGACAAGCAUGAUUUGUCAGUGUGUUUUCCAAAGCUUUAGUGGACCCCCCCCCACCCACACCCCCCACCCCCAUAACAGCAGAAACUGUUUCAUUACCCAAAGCCAAAUGUGUAAAUAUAUAAGCAACAACCGUGACUUAUCUGUUAGUUGUUGUUGACCUUAAACCUGAAUUUUCCUCAUCUAACAGCAGUGGGUUGUUGAAUCAUUGAGUUAUUUGAUAUUAACAUCAGUGUUCUUGGCAUGGCAGACGUGCAUUAUUUGGACACAUCUCAUAGUUAACCCUAACACCUCACCACUGCGGGUCUCGUGAAGUAAUUUGUCAUUUCUGAAUGGACCCUCGCUUUGAUUAACGUUUUAGUCACAAUCACAAAUCCUAUAUGGAUGUAGCACACUCAACUCCAGUCUUACACAAGAUUGAGCUUUAAUGUUUUGUAACUUCUACUACUGCUGGGUGUUAUGUCACACAUUAAUGCCUGGAUACAAUCAGUGGAAUCCAGAACACUGUACUGCUUCUCUGGUAAGGAAAUCUAUGAAGACAUUUGGUCUGCUCUCACAUUGACUCUCCUGUCUUAGGUCUUUAUUUUUCUACCAAGGUCUUCCCAUCUUCCUGCACAAACCAGAGACUGUACAGAUUUUUUUUUUAAUCUUUUGUAAAAUAUAAGGCAAAUACUGUACAUUGAUAUUGCAGUUGCUGAAAAGUCUUUAUGUCCUUUUUUUCAAUAAAAGUGUAAAAAAUAAUUAUUAUGAAGUUGAUGCAUUCAUUGUAAA
Messenger RNA from Scatophagus argus, 2432 nucleotides. Its product is annotated as inward rectifier potassium channel 2-like. Lineage: Eukaryota; Metazoa; Chordata; Actinopteri; Scatophagidae. The transcript has 2 exons. Gene Ontology annotation, biological process: regulation of monoatomic ion transmembrane transport; potassium ion import across plasma membrane. The record is from RefSeq and is a predicted model, not a curated record. The coding region runs from base 10 to 1326 and encodes 438 amino acids. Gene Ontology annotation, molecular function: inward rectifier potassium channel activity. Gene Ontology annotation, cellular component: plasma membrane.